AUGAUCCCCAAUAUCUCAACAAUCAAAAGUUCCGUCCUUCUGAUCCGCCCGUGCCACAGGGUACCACUCAUCAGUUAG
Messenger RNA from Caenorhabditis briggsae, 78 nucleotides. Bases 1 to 78 code for a protein of 25 amino acids. The transcript has a single exon. The record is from RefSeq and is a predicted model, not a curated record. NCBI's taxonomy places the organism in Eukaryota, Metazoa, Nematoda, Chromadorea, Rhabditida, Rhabditidae.